AUGGAGAACACAGAUGUGGCUACCUCUGAUAAGGCGAGAAGUUCAGAGCAUUAUUCGGAAAUGGAUCGAGGACCUGCAACACAGAACGAUAUUUCCCAACGAGAUUCAAGUCCAUCGGGAAAAACAAUGGAUAGACAGCGCGAAGCUCAAGAAUAUAUUCGCAAUCGUCGAGCACAAGCAACCGUGGCAGAUGAGGCAGAUGAGAAUGCCAUGAUCGAUAACGUUGCACAAUUUGGGCCACAAAAUAUAAGUAGAGAAAAUGAAGAUGAUGAACAAAAGCUACUUGCCACAUUAGCAGAAAAGUACAAUUACAAUCUAUACCUAACUGAUGAUGCAAAGCCUUCUGGAAAUUCGGAAAGUCCUGUGAUCGAGCAUACAAAUUACGCUGCUCAACUACAUCGCGCUCAGCCGUCAUCAUCGUCCCAAACACGUCAAAUAACAGAUGGGCAUGAUUCCUGGCACCACUCUCGUCCCAGAAAUCGAUCCAAUUCCCCACCAGCCGAAGAUCUCCCUCAAUCUCCUUCCCCAUCAAUACGACAGCUUGACAGUACGCAAAUAACUCCAUCUCCUCCGCCACCUAUUCCAACAGCUCCAAUUUCCGAAUUCCGUACUGGUCCUAUCUUUUCUAAUUCACAUAUGCCUUACCAAGCAAAUAAUCCUCGACCCCCCUACACAACAAACCUCAGACAAUACGCAGAUAGAAAUCGGAUACCGGCCGCCAAGCAGAUAUCCGAGCGAUCGGGGUUUGAGAACAAUACGACCAAUGCUGGAACACAACCAUCUGUAGCCAGUCAGCUCUCAGACAGAUAUAGACAUAAUCAGAUCGUGUCUCCCCCACAUCAAAAAUCACAGUCGCCGCAGGCGGCACCUACUCAAUGGGCGGCACCCAAACCUGCUCGAAAUAAUACCAAUAUUGUCCAGAAUUUGCAGGAUUCUCAGGCCUUACAGUUAUCGGAGUCCGGGUCGCAAGUGUCUAGGCUUCAACCUGUAUCCUAUCCUUCCCAAUCACGGGAAGAUGCUCCUCGACAAAAUGUAGAGCAGGGGCAUGAUUCCUCACACCUAAGCGGCCCAGAGCUCUGGAGCCAUAAUAAUAGGCUUCCGCAAAAGAACUACCCAACUCCCGAUAGUCUAUCAAGCAAUAGUCGCCGCCAGAUGUCUUAUGCACCUCAGACCAAUUCUCAUAAUAGCCCUAAGGCUUACGGUCAUGCGCCACCUGGACAACUUGCACCUGUCUCGCAAGGUCAUCACGGAGUCCAUGGACACGAAACAUAUGAGCCCCACCAUGAGCAUGAACGAGGGCCCGCGGAAUAUGCUUAUGGUCAAAACUCUCAGGGAGAAUUCAGUCCGCCAACAACGAUGCCUAACCAGUCAAACUUUACUCCAGAAUCUCAUGGAAAUUCCACUCGUGGUCAUGCAGGAGGAUACAGUUCGGAACACCAGUUCGAACCAACCUUGGAAGGUCGUAGACCACACAUGCAUGGAUCAACAUCAUCGCCCACGCUUCAUCGCCAUAAUAAUCUCGUCGACUGGAGAUCACAGCUUUGCCAACUAUUCAAUGCACCACCUGAAAGUCAUGACGAAGAUUUGUUCAAAAUGCUGGAAAUAACAAGGAGCAAAAUUCUGCCAGAUAACCGUGACUUAGAGCCAGAAAAACUUACACUGCCUUAUCAUACUAUUUAUCGAGUCAGAUGUCAUCAAAAGGAACAGACCCAUAUGUUUUUGGACACCCCUUGGCUUGUGAAGGAUAGUUCGACCGGUGAACAUAUACAUGGCAGUAUGAUUGUAAGGAACAUCGCUCUCCAUGUUCAGCAAUAUACAAACCUAUCGUUUAUCGUAUACCAAAACUACGCCUGCUGUAAACCCAAAUCCGAUACAUUGAUAAGAUCAAAGUCACUGAAAUCGAAAUCUGGAGACUCGGAACAUCCUGUCGCGAAUGACGAGAAUGAACUCGUAGAAUUUCUCGAAGGCGAGUCGGUGUGUUUGGUCGGUAGCGAGCUAUCUGCCGGUCUCAAAAGACUUACCAGACAAAACAUCCAAGAGAAUUCAUAUUACCCUUCAUUCAAUGUUGGUACCGAGUUUGAGGCACCAUACCCAUGGUUUUAUCAUCAAAGAGCUUCAUUGGAAGAGCGCAGACGCCAGUUAAAGCCCGAGCUCUUGACUCGUGUAAAUUCCUUUGUGGAGUACGUUAAUGAUAGCUUUGGCCCGGAAUAUGCUAUUGUUGAUGCACUUCUAAGCCAAGGGAAGAUAUCUCGUAAAUAUCUAUGUUACCUUUACAGCCCCGAAACCGUCAUAUUGCGUACUGUUAAAGAGGAAGAGGGCAAGAAGAAGGCGUACUUAACUAAAUCUUGGCUUCAUUUACAAGCAGGAGGAAGUCCGAAAGAGAGAGGACAGUCUGUUACGUUGGCACCCUCCUUACUCGUAUCUUCUUGGACGUUUGAUGGUCUUUUUCAAGAGAACGUUGAGUCAAUCACGGUUGAUGAUUUCAAGAACUCAGAAGAAGUGGUAAAAAUCACUGCUCUCAGCACUUAUCCAAUGCGGUACGCCGACCCCACUAUUGGAACCUCGCUUCGAAAACAAGGAGAAAUGUUCUGGAAAUUCCGCCAUCCCUGCUACAUAUACUAUAGUGAAGAAGAUGAGUCGGAAGACGAUAUUGGACAGUCCAGGUAUAUGAUUGACGUCCAAACGUACAAGAAGUUGCAUUCCAAAUCCGCUGGAACGGAAGCCCAUAAUCGAGACGAUUUAGGUACCUUAGCUAUGGCGUCUGAUGUACCACCAGAAGGUGUUUUCACACUUCUGUUACCCAGCACCAUUAUUGGCUUCAACAUACAGGAAAAGAAAUGGGCCGAUCUCGAAGUUAGUCGCAUGUACGCGGUGAAAUGGAACAAAGAUGCAUUCGAUUCAUUAGCUAGAGAUAACGACACCAAGACCCUCAUCACAUCUUUAGUCGCAAACCAAAUCAAAGAAGAGCAGAGCCCAGGACUCAUCGGUAGAAAGGGAACUGGCUCAAUUAUCCUAUUACACGGCUCUUCUGGAACUGGUAAAACAAUGACAGCAGAAAGCGUGGUAGAGGUGGUCGAAAAACCACUCUACAUAACCUCAUGCAGCGAGAUAGGAACGACACCAGAAGCACUCGAAAAAUCCCUCGAACAGAUUCUCUAUCUUGGAAAAGUCUGGAAAUGCGUCAUACUCCUCGAAGAAGCCGAUAUGUUUAUCGAGAAAAGGACCUUGGGAGAUCUUCAUCGCAACGCAUUAGUCUCUGUAUUCUUACGUGUAAUUGAGUCAUACAACGGGAUUAUCAUUCUCACGAGUUCGCCUAUUUAUGCUAUGGACGAGGUUCUCAAAUCUCGCAUUCAACUUUCGCUCCGCUACUCUCCUCUUACUUUGGCCCAACGAACCAAAAUAUGGGAAACGCAUAUCACACAGCUCGAAUCAUUAGAAUCGCUAUUCAAUCCCUCCACGAUAAAUAUCUCGGAACUCCGAGCAAAUUUACCCACAUUGGCGAAGUACAAGCUCAAUGGACAUGAAAUCGGACACGCAGUCAGAACAUCGAGACAACUAGCUCUAUGGAAGGGUAUCCCUAUGGGAUUUGAAGAAGUGCGGUAUGUGGUGAGUGUCUCAGGUAGAUACGAAGAUGCAGAUGAAGAAGAGAAGAAAAAUGCGGGAGAUGUGGUGAGAGGGGUCGUGGAUGAGGCGGAUGAGGAUCCCUAUGAUGGUGUCGAAGAUUUAAUGAGUGUUGCGGGAUUAUGA
Molecule: messenger RNA, 3747 nt
Organism: Sclerotinia borealis F-4128
Lineage: Eukaryota; Fungi; Ascomycota; Leotiomycetes; Helotiales; Sclerotiniaceae
Source: the annotation of a GenBank genome assembly